AUGGUGACCACGUCACCGAUCACAAUGAAGACCAUCAUGGAGAUCAGGACAAUCACGGCGACCAUCAUGACAAUCAAGACCACCAUGCCAAACAUGGCGACCAUCAUGACAAUCAUCAUGACAAUCAAGACCACCAUGACCACCAUCAUGACAAUGAAGACCACCAUGACAAACAUGGUGACCAUCAUGAAAAUCAUCAUGACCACCAUCACGACAAUCAAGAUCACCACGACAAACAUGGCGACCACCAUGACCAUCAUCAUGACCACCAUCAUGACAAUGAAGACCACCAUGACAAACAUGGUGACCAUCAUGAAAAUCAUCAUGACCACCAUCAUGACAAUCAAGGCCACCACGACAAACAUGGCGACCACCAUGACCAUCAUCAUGACCACCAUCAUGACAAUGAAGACCCCCAUGGCAAACAUGGUGACCAUCAUGAAAAUCAUCAUGACCACCAUCAUGACAAUCAAGACCACCAUGACCACCAUCAUGACCGCCAUCAUGACAAUGAAGACCACCAUGGCAAACAUGGCGACCAUCAUGAAAAUCAUCAUGACCACCAUCAUGACAAUGAAGACCACCAUGGCAAACAUGGCGACCAUCAUGAAAAUCAUCAUGACCCCCAUCAUGACAAUCAAGGCCACCACGACAAACAUGGCGACCAUCAUGAAAAUCAUCAUGACCACCAUCAUGACAAUGAAGACCACCAUGGCAAACAUGGUGACCAUCAUGAAAAUCAUCAUGACCCCCAUCAUGACAAUCAAGGCCACCAUGCCAAACAUGGCGACCAUCAUGACAAUCAGCAUGACAAUCAGCAUGACAAUCAACAUGACAAUCAAGACCCCCAUGACCAUCAUCACGACCACCAUCAUGACAAUGAAGUCCACCAUGACAAACAUGGUGACCAUCAUGAAAAUCAUCAUGACCACCAUCAUGACAAUGAAGACCACCAUGGCAAACAUGGUGACCAUCAUGAAAAUCAUCAUGACCACCAUCACGACGAUCAAGACCACAAUGCCAAACAUAGCGACCAUCAUGACCAUCAUCAUGACCACCAUCACGACGAUCAAGACCAUCACGACAAUCAAGAUCACCACGACAAACAUGGCGACCAUCAUGAAAAUCCAGACCACCAUGACAAACAUGGCGACCAUCAUGGUGAUGACCAUCAUGGCGGUGACCAUCAAGGCGACGAUCAUCAAGACGAUGACCAUCAACACGAGGAUCAUCAAGGCGGCGAUCAACAUGAUCAACACCAGACUGACCACAACACUGAUGACACACAUCAAGACGAUGUCCAGGCUGAAACAGUCCAUCAGGGAUAAACUUGAUCCCAUAAUGACUUUAAAUAAACGAGAUUUUUCUCUGAGUACUUUACUUAUACAUAUGUAUUCAUAG
This is a messenger RNA of Mizuhopecten yessoensis (Yesso scallop), 1401 nucleotides long. Its product is annotated as A-agglutinin anchorage subunit-like. The transcript has 2 exons. Bases 1 to 1401 code for a protein of 466 amino acids. NCBI's taxonomy places the organism in Eukaryota, Metazoa, Mollusca, Bivalvia, Pectinida, Pectinidae. The record is from RefSeq and is a predicted model, not a curated record.